UUUUUGUGCGCAUCACUAAACAAAGUUUGGGUGUGUUUCGUCAGGCGUAACGUGUUUCAAUUUAUUAUUUUUAAAUAAAAUACAAUCAUAAUGACCGUGAAAUUGAUUUUAAUAAGCAUUGUAUGCUUAGUUCCAGCAGUUUUCUGUGUGAGAUGUUUCCAAUGUGCCUCAUCACAGAACAAAUUAGAGGAUACCUGUGGUGCUUAUAAGAGAUUCGACAAGGAUAGUCACAUAGCAGUUGAUUGCAACAGUGAUGAAUCUCAUAUGCCUGGCUCAUUUUGCAUGAAGCUCACUCAACAAGGACCCAAAGGAUUUAUCUGGGACGGUAGAUGGCGUCAAGUUAUCCGCCGUUGUGCGUCCGUAGCCGACACCGGUGUCACAGGUGUUUGUAACUGGGGAGUGUACGACAACGGAGUGUAUUGGGAAGAAUGUUAUUGUUCCGCUGAUGAGUGCAACAACUCCUCAUUUAUACAAUCUUCCGUAGCUUUACUCUUUAGCAGCACAAUCUUAGCACUGUAUGUGCACUUUUGGUGAUAUUACCCUUAAAUGUAACUUUAAGUGCCUUAUACUUCAAUAUUUUAACUAGAUCAUGAAAAAUACAUCAACAUAAGUUCUAUAAAGAGAUUGAAAUUUUAUGGGAGUGAUUGUUAUUGACUGCAAUUACAGCUAUUAUAUGUGAAAUAAUGUAGUUGAUAGUUGAUACAUAUACCUAUCUGUAUAUUCUUAAAGAAGAACCAUAUUGAACAGUUUUACUAUGUGGUAAAACUUAUAAUUUUGGUUGAUGGAAAUUCAACAACUUAUUUCAUCUAUUGCAUUUAGAUUAUAAAAUGAAACGGUCAGAACUUCUGUAAAUUAAAUUAACUGCUAGUUUUUACCUUUUGUACAAUUACAUGUACUAAUAUGUACUUAACUAUACUGCCAAUUUUACAUCAUGUUUUUUAUAUCUUGCCUUUGCCUCCCACAAAGAAAAACAACAAAGAAUUGUGAAAAGUGGACAAUACAGAACACACACUACUAUGCAGAUUAGUAAUGAAUUGACCGUUUUUAGAAAUAUAGAAUUUAUAAAUACAUUUUUAAAACUACGUAUAAUACUAAGAAACUGUCCUUGGCACACGUAGUUAUUUUAGUAGGUACAAUGCACGAUAGCACUAAUUCUGUUUCCCUCCAUGAAGUAGAUAUGAUUUGACUGGAGAAGCAAUUUUUGAUAGCAAUUUUCUCGCUACUUAAAUAAAAUUAUCGCUUUACAAAUAAUUGUAAAGUACCUAUUUGUUUUUAAACAAGUUUAUUAGAGCGUCAACGCGAUUUCGCCAGAUAACACCAGUAGUAUUGUUAUGUAUGUUAAUUUUUAGUAAAACAACAAAAUAUACUUGUUAUGUUUGUUAGGACACCACUUACUGACUACAUACUAAUUUGUAUGAAAAGACUUCGUUAUAUUUAAGUAGAUAUGAAUCUCAAAGAAUAUCAUGUAAAUAUGUGUACUGAAUCCGUCCGUUUGUUUUCUACAAUUAGGUACAUUUUAUAAUAAACGUUUAUUACAUUUAUGAAUACCAAA
Messenger RNA from Pectinophora gossypiella (pink bollworm), 1552 nucleotides. RefSeq lists its product as uncharacterized. The record is from RefSeq and is a predicted model, not a curated record. Gene Ontology annotation, biological process: positive regulation of voltage-gated potassium channel activity; regulation of synaptic transmission, cholinergic; sleep. Bases 91 to 534 code for a protein of 147 amino acids. The transcript is spliced from 3 exons. NCBI's taxonomy places the organism in Eukaryota, Metazoa, Arthropoda, Insecta, Lepidoptera, Gelechiidae.